GUCGCGUAGUCCAGUUCUCUCCUCGUUUGGGGUGGAUUACGAUCGCGUUUCUCAGAUACCGACGCUGCUGCAGGCAGGAUAUGCAACAGAAUCUUGUUCAUUUCCCCGCUGGGCGAUCUCGUUCGCCGACGUCAGCUCAUCCUGACUCUCACUCUCGUUUCUGCCAGUCUGACCGUGGGGGUGGCCGUUACUAAGAACAUCGUCGUGUUCGAGGCGUUGUCCUUUCCAUCGGCAUGGUAUCGCUCACACCGCAGAUCAUGAUCCCUCUCGCAGCCGAUCUAGCCCCGCCAGAACGCCGAGGAUCGGCGCUGUCCAUCGUUAUUCCGGCUUACUUCUCGGUGUCCUCGUGGCCCGAGUCAUUGCUGGGAUCAUCGGCCAAUUCACAUCGUGGCGGGUGGUACUACCUCGCCAUCGGCGUCCAAGUCUUCGUUCUCCUCGCAGGGUACCUCAUCAUCCCAGACUACCCAGCCAAAAAUACGGACCUGACUCCAGGCCUGCUCGUCAAUCUCGCCUCAUGCGCAUGCUUCACCAACUUCUGGGUCACACUCACCUUUCUUCUCGGCGGCGCGCCGUACUUCUAUUCGACGCUAACGAUCGGGCUCUUUGGUUUGAUCGGGAUCCUUAGUGUCGUCUGCGGGCCGCUGUUUGGCAAGCUGAUCGACGGGCUGAUGCCCUGCGAUCCAGACUGCUGCGGGGACGAUGAGUGUGGCGGUGGUCGUCAUUGCUAUAAUUGGUCUCGACAUGUUCCGUCAGUCGCUGCAGAUGUCCUUGGCGGCAGCCGUAUUCGACUGCGAGAGCAGGUUGAACGCCCUAUUCGUGCUGUCGGUGUGUGGAUUUUCAAUGCCAUCAGAGAUCCGUUCUUGACCAAGGUGUACACGGCAUACGGCUGGCGGGCAGCCGCGGCUCUCAAUAUGGGCUUCUACGGCUGGAUUCUGAUUGUCCUGCUUGUGCGCGGGCCACAUUGUGGUCGCUUCACGUGGUUCGGCUACGAAGGAUGGGCCGUGAAAAAAGUCAAGGCUGCCCAAACCAUGGAUGACACACAGAGUAAAAGCUCCAGUGUAGGAGGGGAUCAAGAGGCUGCUCCCUCAGAGAAAUAG
Molecule: messenger RNA, 1097 nt
Organism: Mycena citricolor
Lineage: Eukaryota; Fungi; Basidiomycota; Agaricomycetes; Agaricales; Mycenaceae
Source: the annotation of a GenBank genome assembly